AUGGUGGUGUUUGUGGUGGUGGAGUUAGUGCUAGUGCCUCUGGCAAUGUGUAAGGUUCCUCUACUUAAAUGCCCCAUCAGAGAUCCUCUUCCUAUCCUUCACAAUUGCUAUAAAUCAGGGGAUUUCCUUAUUGCUGGCAUUAUGUCCCAAAUCUACAUGGCUAUCAAUCCAAUAACAUUUGAAAAUCCUCCCUCAGAAGAACUGUUCGAUGACCUUUUAUUCCUGAUUCACAACUACCAGCACAUCCUGGCCGUGGACUUUGCAAUAAAGGAGAUCAAUGAAAACCCCCAAAUCUUACCUAACAUCACUCUAGGCUUUGACAUCUACAACAGCCAUUUCAAUCCAAUUAGGACCUAUCAUGCCUCAAUGGAACUUCUCUCCACACAGGGCAGGUUCAUCCCCAACUACAAGUCUGGUGCCCAGAAUCAUCCAGUUGCAGUCAUCACAGUACCUAACUCUGACAUCUGUCUCUUUGCUGCAGCCAUUUUGAGCUUCUACAAAAUCCCACAGAGAAAGAAGGAGGGGGAAUCUUUUUGCUGCUAUGAUUGCCUUGCAUGUCCACCAGGGAAGAUUUUCAAUGAAAAAGACAUGAAUGAAUGUUCUCAGUGUCCUGAAGGACAGUAUCCCAACAAAGACCAGACUUUAUGCCUGCCAAAAGAUAUAAGCUUCUUGUCGUAUGGAGAACCUUUGGGGAUCAGCUUGGCCACUGUUGCUCUUUCCUUCUCUUUCAUCACAGCUUUGGUGCUCGGGAUCUUUGUUAAGCACCAGGACACUCCCAUAGUCAAAGCCAACAACCGGGACCUCACCUAUGCUCUCCUCAUCUCCCUCCUGCUCUCCUUCCUUUCUGCUUUGCUGUUCAUUGGUGAACCGAAGAAGGUGACCUGUGUCCUUCGACAAAUGGCUUUUGGCAUCAUCUUCUCAGUGGCUAUUUCUUGUGUAUUAGCCAAAACUGUGAUUGUGGUUCUGGCUUUCAUGGCUACGAAGCCAGGAUCCAGAAUGAGGAGAUGGGUAGGGGGAAAGAUGUCCAGUUCAAUUGUCCUUGCAUGUUCCCUUUUACAAGAUGCUCUCUGUAUUGUGUGGUUGGCCACAUCUCCCCCCUUCCCAGCUUUUGACAUGCAUUCAAUGACUGAUAAAAUUCUUAUUGAGUGUAACGAAGGGUCAGUCACCAUGUUUUACUGUGUCCUGAGCUUCCUGGGCUUCCUAGCCACCAUCAGCUUCACCGUGGCUUUCUUUGCCAGGAAGUUACCUGACAGUUUCAAUGAAGCCAAGUUCAUCAUCUUCAGCAUGUUGGUCUUUUGCAGUGUUUGGGUGUCCUUCGUUCCCACCUACUUGAGCACGAAGGGGAAAUCCAUGGUGGCCGUGGAGAUCUUCUCCAUCUUAGCCUCUAGUGCUGGCUUACUGGGCUGCAUCUUUCCUCCAAAAUGUUACAUCAUUUUGCUAAGACCUGACCUGAACAGAAGAGGACAUCUUAUAAAAAUAAAGAAUUAA
Molecule: messenger RNA, 1488 nt
Organism: Euleptes europaea (tarantolino)
Lineage: Eukaryota; Metazoa; Chordata; Lepidosauria; Squamata; Sphaerodactylidae
Product: vomeronasal type-2 receptor 26-like
Exons: 4
Coding region: 1-1488 (495 amino acids)
Biological process (GO): G protein-coupled receptor signaling pathway
Cellular component (GO): membrane
Molecular function (GO): G protein-coupled receptor activity
Source: RefSeq, a predicted model, not a curated record